Messenger RNA from Malassezia restricta, 1839 nucleotides. RefSeq names its product isocitrate lyase. The transcript has a single exon. Gene Ontology annotation, molecular function: methylisocitrate lyase activity; isocitrate lyase activity. NCBI's taxonomy places the organism in Eukaryota, Fungi, Basidiomycota, Malasseziomycetes, Malasseziales, Malasseziaceae. The coding region runs from base 1 to 1839 and encodes 612 amino acids. The record is from RefSeq and is a predicted model, not a curated record. Gene Ontology annotation, cellular component: mitochondrial matrix.
AUGCCGCUACCGAUUGCACGCAGUGCUAUUCGACGAGUAUCCGUACACAGUAGUGCUUUCACGCUCCGCUGCGCGGGGAUGCGUAUGAUCUCAACGCCUUCUAAGAAGAAGCAGGACGGUGGCCAUACCCAGCCGAAAGCGGCUGCUUCGUCUUUGGCCCACGACGCCACCACAGCGGUUCGGUCUCUCGUGCCGCCCCCUCAGCCCUUGCGCAUUGUCCCCCCGACGCCCGAGGAAGAGGCGCACAUGUUCGAGAGCACCGUCGCGAGUGUCGAGCAGUGGCUUGCGAGCCCGCGGUUCGCUCAGAUCCACCGGCCGUACACGGCGCGCGACAUUGUGUCCAAGCGUGGCAGCAUGCCUGUCCAGCCACCCGCCUCCUCUCUCAUGGCCGACAAGUUGUAUGCGCUGCUGGAGCGAAAUGCCACAAAUCGCACGGCCAUCUCGACGCUGGGCGCGAUCGACCCCGUGCAACAGUCGCAAAUGGCACGACAGCAGGAUGUGGUGUACGUGUCGGGAUGGGCAUGCUCGUCCGUGCUAACCACCUGCGAUAACGAAGUUGGUCCUGAUCUUGCUGACUACCCCUACACGACUGUGCCAAACCAGGUCGAGCGUCUGUUCAAGGCGCAGUUGCACCACGAUCGGAAGCACUGGGACGAGCGGUGCCAUAUGUCGGCGGAUCAGCGCGCUACGACGCCAUGGGUCGACUACUUGCGUCCUAUUAUCGCCGAUGCUGACACAGGUCAUGGUGGCCUGAGCUCUGUAUUCCGCCUCGCCAAGCUGUUCGCAGAACAGGGCGCCGCUGCUAUCCACAUGGAGGAUCAACUGCACGGCGGCAAAAAGUGUGGCCACCAGGCCGGCAAGGUGCUCGUGUCGACGGGUGAGCAUAUCAAUCGCCUCGUAACGGCACGCUUUGCGUGGGACAUCCUCGGCUCAUCCAACAUCCUCAUUGCACGCACUGACUCCGAGUCCGCCAAGCUGAUCUCGACGAAUAUCGACGUGCGUGACCACGAAUUUAUCAAGGGCGCCUACAACCUGCCUCCUGGCACCAAGUCGCUAUCGGAAACACUGGCUGAGAAAGAGGCACAGGGCGUCCAUGGUGCCGAGCUUGACAAUGUGGAGCGCGAGUGGAUGGACGGCGUGAUGCUCGUGACGUUCAACGAAGCCGUGGCGAAUCAUAAUGCCUCGAACCCAUCGCUUCUCGAAGAGUAUGACCGACGUGUAGAAGGCGGCGUAUCCAACGCUGAGGCGCGUCGUAUUGCUAGCGAGAUCUUUGGCGAAAAGGGUGUGCCGGCCUGGGACUGGCACGCACCACGGACCAAGGAGGGCUACUUCCACUUCAAGGGCGGCUUGUCGGCAGCGAUCAAGCGCACCAAAGCGUUCGCCCCGUACUCGGAGCUACUGUGGCUCGAGACCAAGACGCCCGAUCUCGUGCGUGCACAGGGCUUUGCGGCCAAGAUUCACGAAGACUUCCCUGGCAAGUGGCUCGUGUACAACCUGAGUCCGUCGUUCAACUGGAGUGCGCAUGGCUUCAGCGAUAACGAUCUGCGCACGUUCAUCUCUGAUCUCGGUCUCUCAGGCUUUGUGCUCCAGCUGAUUUCGCUCGCAGGUAUUCACUCGACGGCCCUCAUUACGCACGAGCUGAGCAAGGCCUUUAAGGAGGACGGCAUGCUUGCCUACGUCAAGCUCAUUCAGCGCAAAGAACGCGAGAGCGGCACAGAUAUGCUAACGCACCAGCGCUGGAGCGGUGCGCAGUACAUGGACCGUGUGCUGCAGACCGUCAGCAGCGGCACGUCCAGCACCUCGAGCAUGGGCGCCGAUAGCACCGAGCACACCUUUUAA